Molecule: messenger RNA, 2292 nt
Organism: Adineta ricciae
Lineage: Eukaryota; Metazoa; Rotifera; Eurotatoria; Adinetida; Adinetidae
Source: the annotation of a GenBank genome assembly
AUGACUCAACAACUUCAAGCUGGUGAUUAUGUUAACAUUGACUUAGAAUUAGAAAUUGUGCAGUCUCUUCAACACGGUCAUGGUGGUUGGACAGAUAAUAUGUUUGAAUGUCUCGGCACAACUGGGAUUGUUCAGAGUCUUGAUGAAGAUUACGAUGUUGUAGUUGUUUACCCGAGUGGGAAUCGUUGGACAUUGAAUCCAGCUUUGUUGACUCGAAUUGAUUUAACUUCCGAACAAAAACUUGCUUUACAACGACAACAAACGACAACAAUUCAAGCACGAGCAGCAGCUUCUGCUGUCGUGUCUCAUCAGGGUUUGAAAGUCAAUGAUAUGGUUCAGAUAUGCAGCGAUUUAGAAAAAAUAAAAAACUUCCAGCGCGGACAUGGCGAAUGGGCAGAAGCAAUGGUGCCGGCGUUGGGAAAAGUUGGUCGAGUUGUUCAUUUGUAUACUGAUGGAGAUAUCAAAGUUCAAGUUGCUGGCGGCUCGUGGAUAUUCAAUCCUUUAGCUGUGGCAAAAGUUAGUCAGACACACUGCACAGAAGGUGGCAACGAAGAACGACUUAAUGCUAUGUUGAAGAAGUUGUUUGACGCACAAAUUACUGGUGAUAUCCAUGAAGAACUUGUCAAAGCUUCAGCUAACGGCGAUGCAAAACGAGUUGAAGACCUAUUGAAACGACCGAACGUUGACGUUAAUGGCAUUUUUGCUGGUCAUACGGCUUUGCAAGCAGCGGCUCAGAAUGGUCAUAUCGAAAUCGUUCGUUUACUUAUCGAACAAGAUGUCAAUACAGAAAUCGAAGAUAAAGAUGGAGAUCGCGCAGUUCAUCAUGCCGCAUUUGGCAAUGAAACAGUUGUGUUAGAACUGCUCAGCAAAGCAGGAGCUGAUCUAAAUGCAAGAAAUAAACGACGACAAACAGCAUUACACAUCGGUGUGUGCAAAGCCCAUUUGGAUGUAUGUAAAGUUCUGCUAGCAAACGGUGCUCAUCCUGGCAUACAAGAUUCUGAUGGCGAUACACCGUUACAUGAUGCCGUAUCCAAACGGCGCGAUGAUCUAAUUGAACUCUUGCUUGAACAUAAUGCAGAUGCUGCAACAUGCAAUAACAAUGGCUUUAAUUCAAUUCAUCAUGCUGCUUUACGUGGCAAUUUCUCUGCUAUCGAACUGAUUCUAUCGAAAAUUCAAAAUCGUCAAUGGCUUGUCGAUGAAAAGAAAGAUGAUGGAUUUACAGCUUUGCAUUUAGCUGCACUUAAUGAUCAUUGUCUUGUUGCGGAAUUACUUUUGACUAAAGGAAAUGCAUCCAUUAAUGUACAAAACACAAGUUUACAAACUCCACUUCAUCUUGCUGUCGGUCGACAACAUAUUCAGAUAGUUAAUUUAUUAUGUAGUAAAAAUGCCAAUGUUAAUCUCGUUGACAAAGAUGGUGAUACGUGCUUGCAUGAAGCAUUAAGACAUCACACAUUAUCGCAAUUGAAGCAAUUACAAGAUGUGGGCGAUAGUGGCAAAACAAUGAACAUAUUCACGAAUACAAACGGUUAUGAUAAACGGCCAAGUGUAGUCAUUGCGUGUACAUUAGUCAGCUCCGGUGCCGAUUUAUCGAUGAGAAACAAGAAGAAUCAAACACCAUUCGAUCUUUGCCCUGAUCCACACCUUUGUCGACUUUUAACACAAAAGAAUAUAGAAUACAAACAAGAACACAGUAAAAAUCAGCCAUUCUCUGAUAAUAGUAAUUCAAUUGAAUGUCUUGUUUGUUCGGAUAACAAACGAGACACGUUAUUUCAACCAUGUUCACAUAUUGUGACAUGUCAUUCGUGUGCAAGUCGAGUAAAAAAAUGUCUUUUAUGCAAAGAGAAUGUUCAAACGAGAAUUAAAAUCGAACAAUGUAAAAAUUGCUCGGAACGUAAAGCAUCGGUGAUGUUCAAACCAUGUGGACAUUUAAUCGCUUGCGAAGAGUGUGCUGCAAUGAUGCAAGUGUGUCUUGCAUGUCGAAUACCGAUCGAAUCAAUUGUCCCGUUCAAAGAUUUAUGCUCAGAAAAUAAUGAGAAUCUUCUUUCGAAAUCAGAAUCGUUGAACACAACAGCAAUACCUUCGAAUAAUGUGACUGAUGCUGUUGCAUUAGCACGGCUACAGCAGCAAUUGCAAGAAAUUCGCGAGCAAGUGCAUUGUCCAAUAUGUAUGGACCGUUUGAAGAACAUGGUCUUUUUAUGUGGCCAUGGUAUUUGUCAGAAUUGUGGCGAUCGUGUACAAGAAUGUCCGAUAUGUCGAAAGCAAAUCGAGAAAUCGAUCAUUUUAUAUACAUGA